CGGCUGCUCGACCUGGCCGCAGCAAGUUAGGCUGAGGCACGGUUAUAUAGACCGGCGACGGAGCACGCGUGUGUGCGGACGCAGUUGCGUGAGGGGAUUUCGCCUUCCGCCGUGCCGUGGAGCAGAGCUUGUUCCUCUCCCUCUCAGCCGCGCAGGUUGAAUUGACCAAAGCAAUGGUUAUGGAGAAGCCUAGUCCCCUGCUGGUCGGGCGGGAAUUUGUGAGACAGUAUUAUACGCUCCUGAACCAGGCCCCAGACAUGCUACACAGAUUUUAUGGAAAGAACUCUUCUUAUGUCCAUGGGGGAUUGGAUUCAAAUGGAAAGCCAGCAGAUGCAGUCUAUGGACAGAAAGAGAUCCAUAGGAAAGUGAUGUCACAAAACUUUACCAAUUGCCACACUAAGAUUCGCCAUGUUGAUGCUCAUGCCACUCUGAAUGAUGGUGUGGUGGUCCAGGUGAUGGGGUUGCUCUCUAAUAACAACCAGGCUUUGAGGAGAUUCAUGCAGACAUUUGUCCUUGCUCCUGAGGGCUCUGUUGCGAAUAAGUUCUACGUUCACAAUGAUAUCUUCAGAUACCAAGAUGAGGUCUUUGGUGGCUUUGUCACUGAGCCUCAGGAGGAAUCUGAGGAAGAGGUAGAGGAACCUGAAGAAAGACAGCAGACACCUGAGGUGGUACCUGAUGAUUCUGGAACUUUCUAUGAUCAGAGUGUCAGCAAUGACUUGGAAGAACAUUUAGAGGAACCUGUUGCUGAACCAGAACCUGAUCCUGAACCAGAACCAGAGCAAGAACCUGUGUCUGAGAUCCAAGAGGAAAAGUCUGAGCCAGUAUUGGAAGAAACUGCUCCUGAGGAUACUCAGAAGAGUUCUUCUCCAGCACCUACGGACAUAGCUCAGACAGUACAGGAAGACUUGAGGACAUUUUCUUGGGCAUCUGUGACCAGUAAGAACCUUCCACCCAGUGGAGCUGUUCCAGUUACUGGGAUACCACCUCAUGUUGUUAAAGUACCAGCUUCACAGCCUCGCCCGGAAUCUAAACCUGAAUCUCAGAUUCCACCACAGAGGCCUCAGAGAGAUCAAAGAGUGCGAGAACAGCGGAUAAAUAUUCCUCCCCAGAGGGGCCCCAGACCAAUCCGUGAGGCUGGUGAGCAAGGUGAUGUUGAGCCCCGAAGAAUUGUGAGACACCCUGAUAGUCACCAACUUUUUAUUGGCAAUCUACCACAUGAAGUUGACAAAUCGGAGCUUAAAGAUUUUUUUCAAAGUUAUGGGAAUGUGGUGGAGCUACGCAUUAACAGUGGCGGGAAAUUACCCAAUUUUGGUUUUGUUGUGUUUGAUGAUUCUGAGCCUGUUCAAAAGGUCCUUAGCAACAGGCCCAUCAUGUUCAGAGGUGAGGUCCGCCUGAAUGUGGAAGAGAAGAAGACUCGAGCUGCCCGCGAAGGGGACCGGCGAGAUAACCGCCUGCGGGGACCAGGAGGCCCUCGAGGUGGGCUGGGUGGUGGAAUGCGAGGCCCUUCCCGUGGAGGCAUGGUGCAGAAACCCGGAUUUGGAGUGGGAAGGGGAAUCGCUCCAAGGCAGUGAAUUGCUCUUCAUUGAUCUUCACACAGCUCCUGCAGAAUGGUGAAUUUCUUACACCAGCGUUUGGUAUCCUGGAGUUUGACCCUAGUCUAUGAUAAACUGCUUAAGUUUGUACAAUUUUACUUUUUGUGUUAAUGAUGUGUGCUCCCUCUCCCGCCCUUCCCUCUCCUCACCUUUUAGUCCUUCACUUCCAAUUUUGUGGAAUGAUAUUUUAGGAAAAACAGAUUUUUAAAGAAGAGAAAAAGACUGAAUUUCCUUGCUUUACUUUUGCAUAUACAGACUGGAUUUUUUUUUUAACAGCCGUUUCCCCAAAGGAAUGUGUCUUGCUUAUUACUGACAUUUGGUAUGUUUCAUUCAUUGGAAUAUUUCUUAUUUUCUAUGUGUUGCAAAAGCCUGUGAGAAACACAGGAUUUGAUAAACAUUUGAAGGCAGGAAAAAUCCAGAUUGUUUGUUCUUUGAGAGUCAUGACUACCUUCUGGUGUGUAGAAAUUGCCAUUGGAAAAAUUGACAGUUCUGAUUCUUGCUGGUAUGGUUAAAAACUGAAUAAAAGGUAUUAGUAGAGUUUUUUUUUUCUUUUGAUAUGUGAUCACCAAACAAUUACAAACUUACUGUUUUUACCAUUUAAAUUGUGAGAUAGGUUUUAAAUGUCUAGAAUGCAACUGAUUGAGAUUUCUUUUGAAGUAGAGUUUUUUCAUGUUUAAUUUGUAUUUGUAAAAAAGAAAAAAAAAACAAAAACACAAAAAGCCCAAAAAACAAAAAAGAAACCCCAAAAUCCAAAUAACAUAAAACCAGAGCAAAACUGUUGUGCCUUCUAUUUAUCUUUGAUUCCAGCCUUGGCAGUUAAAGGAAAAAAACAAAAGUCUAGAUUUGUUUUACCAGGUGUAGAGUAUGUUGGGAUUGAAGAAUCCCUCUUUUCACCUAGUAUGUCUUCUGUUCAUUUGUUACGCCUUAUUCUUAAAAUUGAGUCUCAAACUGGAAUGCCUUUAAGGACAGAUAUGCUUCUAUGGAGGUCCUUUGACCUAAAUAGUCCAGCAUUUGUAUUUUUAUUUUGAAAUCUGUUCAGAAUCCUAAUCAUAGCCCCAUACAAAGGAAUAUAACUUUAUUAUUGGACUUUGUGCUCUAGUGUCUGCCCGUUUUUUUUCUUUAAAUCAUAGCCAUAUGGUAAAUUUUCUAUUUUGUUAUGGUUCUCUUUUAUUGAUGGGCAUGCAGUGGGUGUUUCUUGGAAAUGGCCAAUUUUUAUUAAAAUAUUUCUGGAAGAAAAAUUAAUCUGGCAAUAUAGACUAAUAUUCGUUUUACAUAGUAUGUUAAUUUUUUGAGUGCUGUGUGUGAGGUGGGUGAAGGUUUUGUUUACACAUUUGUGAAGCAAGCCUUUGAUAACUUGUGAAACUAACUGAAGGGCAACAAGGUUGUCAAAUUUAACUUAUUUAUUUUCUUAACAGUAUUCAUCAUUAGGACUGUUUGAGGGUAGAAUAUGAGUAGAAUAGGAAUCUUUGUUUUGCUGUUACUGGGAAACUCUACUUUUGCUGAAGGGGUGUAGUCUUAAACUAAAAUGAAGUUUGACAUUAUCGGUUCUCAGUACCUGAAAUAUUUGAAAAUUGGCAUAUUCUCCUUCAUAAAGAAACUUAUAUAACUGGGUCACAGGGCUGUUUUUGGGUCAGCUUAAAUAACUAUUUGGUAACCACUUCAUUUGACCCAGGCCAGUGAUAAUUGGAAGAAAUUCAGCUUGUACUUUUGUAGCUUAUAUUAAGCCUGUGGUGGAAAUAAAAAAUUUAGCUGAAGUUGUUUUUGGAAAAAAAAAUACAGUUGCAGUAACAGUAGGGUCAUAAAUUAAGGAUAACCUAGAAGUCAUUUUUCACAAGUAAAUGCUCAUCUAUACACCUCACUAGGCAUUUUUUUCUUAGUAGUUGAAGGGCACCAGCUGGAUGCAGUGAUUCUCAGCUCAAGCUGUUGUUACAUCCUAGAGAACAUUUGGAAAUGGAUGAGAUUUGGGGCAGAGGGAAGAGACAACACGCCUGGCAUUUAGUGGAUGGGGCCAGCAAUGCCAAAUGUUGUAUAGAAGUGAAGCAAACCCCACUGAGAUGGAUAUUCCUCAUUCCCUAUAAUGCUGCAUGGAGGAUGGAGGGGUGGACGAGGACAGCCAGAGUGAAGACUCAGUCCUUUGAAAAAUAAUCUCAGAUAAAUUAAUUAGCAACUAGAAAUCUCUUUUCAGGAAUUAUAGUAACAUCUACUGUAGGUAAUUGAUAAUCUCACUUUAUUUGUACCCAUGUAUGCUUUUAAAGAAAUAUUUGGAGAGGAAGUAACAAUGUGUUAGAUGCUUCUUGUAACUUUUUGCAUAAGCUUAGAAAACAAAAGAUUGCUUUAGUAAUUUCAAGUCAUCAGAAUGGGAUGGUUGUGGAGUUUUAAAUAGCAUUGGACUUUACGUCAGAUUUAGCAUCAUGAUUAACACUAUGAAAAAUCCCAGUAUCAUUGUUUACAUUAUUGCUGAUAAAAUAAAUAUGAUAACCUAGUACCUACAUAUUCAUACACGUAGAAAACGAAAAUAGGUUAGGACAAGAUUUUCUAUAGGCAGCAUCAGCUCAUCACAUUCAUCUUUUUGGGUUUUAAAAUAAGAUUCCAUCUGUAAGAAUGGCCCAGUGUACAGUUAUUUUCUGCUGAGCUUUAAAUCCUUCACCCAUGAGUAUUUUAGCUAAGUAAGAUUAGUUUGGUUUGAUGGUCUUAGUUUUUGAAGGCCUGUUGAAAGUAAGCAGUAGAUCUUGGGCCUUAAAAAAAUGUAUGUUUUCCUUUGUGGUGAGGUUGGGCUUACCUGUGUAUUACUACGUUCUCAACUUUUUUUUUUUUUUUUUCUUACGUUCUCAACUUUUUGAGCUUUUGCUGGGAGCGGUGAAGUGGAUAAUCCAAAAACCAUUAUUUGGCUUUGGGUGGUGGGUAGGUUACCCCCAGAGUAUUAGUUGAACUGCACUUUGGUUUUAGGUUAGAAGCUAAUUUUCACAAUUAACCCUGUGGAUUAGGUGCUAUUUUUUCCGAAAGCAAUAGAUGAAUAAGAAAUCGCGUCAGAGCAGUUAAAUGACUAAGCUUCUAAGUCAUCCAUGUAGCAAGGAGCGCUGAUUGGCCUCCAAACUGAUGCUUUUUCUCUAGAACCCUGAUGCCUACCUAUUUCCAUUCAAGUGACAUACUGAAGAAUAGGACAUGGCCAUAAUAAAUUACUACAGUACAGAUACAAGCCUGUAACAUUCAGAGAAAGGUUAGCAUUCUCCAUUUCCUUGAAGGUAAACGAGAUAAGGAAACAAUUGAUUUUGCAGGGCUCCUUUUGAUUUGUAUAGACUGUAGUAACACAGUAACAAUGACUUGUUCUUAGGUUAUUUUUUCUCAUCUGUUUUUUUUUUUUUUCAUCUGUUUUUUUUAAAUACAUGUAGGACAACCUUGAAAUCUGAAUGUGGAAGGUAACUUUUUAUAAUACCUUAAUCCAGGUGGGUUUGUAGCAGUUAUGUUUUGUGCUUAUAACUGCCAUCCUUUGAUAGUUUUCUUCAUCCCCUUAUUUGAAAUUCCUUGUAGAGUUUAAUAAUUUAGUGGGAAACGUGGCACUUUAUAGAAAACAAUUUGUUGAAAUCUAUAUGGAAAUAAUCUUCCUAUGAGGUUUAAAUUUAUAGUCCAUUGUUUAUGCUGAGUGGCUUAUUUCUUUUAAGUAAAUGAUUGCAUUUGUCUACUGAUCUAAAGAUAACUUAUUGAAGUUUUAUUUUUGUGUUACUUAAAAGAAUCUUCAGGAACUGCAUACAAACAAGAUCAUUGUUAACCUUUUGGUUCAGCAAUUUUGAACCUUGUGGAAGAAAAAGCAACUUCAACUUUAGUUUGAAUAUGGGGUUUUAGCUAACAGUGUAAUAUACUACAGAUGGGCAGUGGACAAUUAGAGUCUUCCACAAAUGUUUUAGAAACCUUAAAGAAUGUAUUAGAAACUUAGCAACAUUUAGUGUGGGCAGUUGCUGAUCAAGUAAUGGCCAUGUGGCAGUAGAUAAGUAAAUAUUUCUUAUUUUAAGGUAAUACUUUUGGGAUUUGUAUUUGUUUACUGUGAUAUUGAGGUUCUGGGGACCAUAGGUAGGCUUGUGAACUCUUAGACUGUAUUACAGGAGAAAUAGUGGCACAUGUGAGAUAAAACUUAAUUACUUCUUAAUAGAUACGUUGCUAGCUCAGGAUAAUGGCUAAAAUUAGUCUGCUUUGCUCAUGAUUUCAUGAAACAGUUUCAUUAUGGCCUGUAUGAGUAAAAAUCUGAUUAGCAAUGGUUUAAAAAACCCAUACUCAGUUUUGGUUUUGAUUAUACCUAUGUAUUGGCUUACAAUCAAGCUUGUUUACUUUUUAUAUGACUUGUUUUGAAAACCUUGGACAGACUCAGCCUCUCCAGUUUCCACUUGAACCGGGUAGGUUUUUUUUUAGUUCCCUACGAGAGGAAAAUCGUAUUGGAAAUCAGUACCACAGUUACUUCCAUAGACCGUGUGACCUGGCCAAUUAUAGAAAUCUGUACUCAUUUGAGAACUUUGGAAUAUGGCCAGUGUCACAGAUUCCUAAGGGACUUACAGCCAUCCAAUGUGUCUUGUCUUUUAAAAAAGUAAAUUAAGGGAUGUUUACCAGAAAUUCACUAUUGAAUUUAACAAGUAUUUAUUUUUCAGAAACCUGCUUAUGGGAAGUUUGCCUGUAUUUUUGGUAGUAAUUAGACAAUUAUAUCUUGUUUAAUCUGGAUAUAAACAGUUUUAACUAUUGCUGUAAUUAACCACCUUGGUUACUGAUUUUCUCCCCCAAGCUUUGAUGUCACCUGUUUGGAUUUGAUUUAAAUUCUUAAAUGUUCUUGUGAAGAGUAUAUUCACUGAUUUGGCCCUUUUAAAUGAAGACAUUAUACCAAAAAGCUGGCAUAAGGGAGUUUUAGGGGAGAAGAACAGGUCUUGCUUUCUUGAAAGAUACAGUGUAUGCUUUAGAUUAUGUAGAACACAUCAUGUUACAAAUAAGUUUAUAUAGGUAGAUGUUAGAUUUUGAAGAAUGGGUGGAUGUGGAACUUAGCUCAUGGGAUAAGAAUCACUUGUGAUUUAUAUGGUGAAAAAUUUCUAAGUGAGAAACAUAAUAUUUUAAGUUUUUCUUCUCAUUCUGAUUAUUAACCAUAAGAGGCAGGAGAGACUCCUAGAAUUCAUUGAAUCGUAGUUAGUGCUGGAAAAGACUAACAUCCCCUUCAUUUUUCAAAAGAUAGAUGGCUCAGAGAAUAGAUUAUUAGCACAGAGUCCCAAAUUGGCUUAUAGAAGUAACAUGGAGCACCUCCAGAGUCACCACUCUGCCCUAGGUUCACAGUAGGAAGCCAGAGAUGUUAAAGGUCAAGAUGUGGGGAGAAAAGGGAAGGAGCCACAUUUUAUAUGCUUAUUCAGUUGCUACUAUAGCUCGGUUUUCAUACCCAGUUUUUCUCUAUUUUCUUAGAACUGUCUUAAUGCCCAGUUCUACCAGGGCCUAUUGUCUAAGGAUAUUACCUUGUGCUCCCCUCAGGGAUGGGUUUACUACUAGCUGUCAGAAAGCUAUUGGGUAUCCUAAUGUGUUAAUAGCUGAAACUCAGCUGUAAUUUUCUCCUAAAUCCUUCAGCAUUUUGCAUUCUGUACAUUGUGGUGCUUUCCCCCACCUUGUAUUGUUAUAACUGUAAGCUCCUAAGGGGCAGCAAUUUGGUCUUAGGCAUGUACCCUGUUCAGUGCCUGGCAGCGCCAUGUACAUAUCAGGGUCCUAAUCUUCCUUUCCAGUGAUUCUCCCAUUCUUCAUGGAGGUGAUGCUCCAGCCAUGAUAAUAAAUUACUUAGGAUUUUUCUAAUAAGCCUGGCGUUGCUGAUUUUGUGGCUUCAAGUGCCUUCUUUCUUCCCUGAAGAUAGACUUGCAUCUAUAUCCCCCUUCCCCAACUCUCUUGCCAUCGAAAUUACUUUUUUCAAGACCCAGUUCAAGAGCAUUUUUCUUUUCCCUAAGAGAAAAGAUUUGUGAUGGGAGUGUGGAACCCCCCCCCCCUUUUGGGGUUAAUUUGGCCAGAAUUUGAAAUGGGGGGCAAAUUUAUUCUUGUCUGAUUCCUUUUUACAUUGCCCUUCCUGUUGGAGAUUCUGUCCCAACCUUCGUUUUUUAAAAAUAUGUGUUCGUAGAGCACUUUAUACCUUUCUCCUAGCCCAUAAUUUACCCCUUCAACCUACAAUUAGAAUGACCUAUAUCUGUUUUACUACCUUAUUAGACCAUAAGCUCCUAGAGGAAAAGGACUAGGGGGUUAUCCCUGUAUUUCACCAGAAGGUACAGUGACUUCCAUAAAAAGAAUCCUUAAAAGAUGACUCAUUGAGUUGAAUAAAUUAACGUAUUUCUGUUUUCAUUCUUACAAGUGAGGCAUGCCUUAGAGAUAGGACUUAAUAAAUUGUAGGCACUAUGAUGAUUCAUAGUGGAGGGAAUUGUUGGGAAAUUUUAAGGGGUGGGCAGAGGAGGGAGGAAGUCACUGGUCAUUCAGCGGUACUUCCAUCCUUGGUCUGGGUGAUAGGCCAUUUCUUUCUGCACCCAGCCUAUCCUAGACACUUCGUUCCUAUGCAGGAAAAUUUUAUGUGCCAACUUUGAUUUCUUUUCACAAACUGAACCCAUUGUUCUCUCAGUUCAUGUCGUCACCCAUGCCACAUGUCUGCGUCCUCUGCUGCUUUUUUCCUUACUCAAGCUAAGUCCUGUCAUUGCUACCUCAAGUCUUUCACAUCUCCUCCACACUCAGAUAAUCUCAGUGGACUCUUGGCUUCUUUUACCUGUUCUGAUCCCCCGCCUACCUUAUACACAAUAUUAGGUUCAUCUUACUGAAACAUAGCUCUGACCAUGUAUCCCAUGUAUGUGUUCUAUCUCCCCUACUAGACUGUAAGCUCCUUAUGGGCAGGAUCUGUGUCGGAGUCAUCUUUGUAUCUCCCAUAGUACCUAUCAAUAAAUAUUUCUUGAAUGAACAACAUAAA
This is a messenger RNA of Canis lupus familiaris (dog), 8538 nucleotides long. RefSeq names its product G3BP stress granule assembly factor 1 (gene G3BP1). NCBI's taxonomy places the organism in Eukaryota, Metazoa, Chordata, Mammalia, Carnivora, Canidae. Gene Ontology annotation, molecular function: mRNA binding. Gene Ontology annotation, cellular component: ribonucleoprotein complex; cytosol. The transcript has 12 exons. The record is from RefSeq and is a predicted model, not a curated record. Bases 174 to 1571 code for a protein of 465 amino acids.